AUGUUUGUUAAGCUCAGGAGAGGUGAUGGGGACUCAAAGAUGGCGCUUCAGACGGCUGUAUCGGAUAAAGAAAUGAAGGCGUGGAAAAGAAGCUUGCCGAGUGUCAUUCUGGGACCAUGGGAGGUCGAUCGUCACGAGUGGAGAACGUCGUUUCGGUGGGCGCCGACGGUUCGAGUGCACGACCUGGAUGAGGAAGACGACGACGAGCCUGCAGAUCUUGGUCGCCGCGGUAACCCCGGUGGAUGUGGGGCAUCGACGGAACGUUGUUACGAGAACGAACUGAAUGCAGCAGCGACCAAGAGGAGUUUCGACGUCGCGUUUCUGGCCCGGAGCGACGGAGAAUCCAAGAGAAAGAAGGAAGAAGAAGAGGAGAAAAAAAAGGUGGAAGACGGCGAGGAAGAAAAGGACUCCGGACCGGGACCUUCUUACAGUGCGUUCACGCGGGUCUUCCGACCGAGUGCGAACGCGAACCUCCCGCCGAAAGGAGCCACGAGGACGUUCGUGCCGAGUUUCCUCCUCUGCCUGUCGGCACAGAACACCUGCGCCGAGUGCAAGCUCUCCUUCAGGAUGACGUCGGAUCUCGUGUGUCACAUGAGGACUCAGCACAAGAGGACGGACGGGAUCGCCGGCCCUGGCAUCGGAACCGGGAGAGAGAAACUCGGAUGCCCCAUCUGCGGAGAGGCCUUCCGGGAAAGACAUCAUCUCACCCGACACAUGUCCGCUCAUCGCAACAAACGAGAAGAAGAGGACGAGGAGGAAGAGCGAGAAGAAGAAGAAAAGGAAGACGAGAACCGAAAUUCUCCUUAGAGAUUGGAACUGAGAAAGCCCGUGUUCGUGCGACGCGAGAAUAUCCUCUACCUUCCGAUACCCCCAUCCUCCGAUACCCCUCGUCCUCUGAUACCCCUCAUCCUCCGAUACCCCUCACCCUUCGAUACCCUUCAUCCUCCGGCUCGACGAUUAAGUUUGAAUCCUCGUGGAAAAGUGAGAUGGUUUCUGGAAGUUUGAUGAUUUCGCAACGAGAGUCGGGCUCGAGCGACAACCGCGUGCCGAUGUCGUUGCUCUCUGACGUUCCGUUUCCGAGAUUUCUUUCUCGGUCGGAAUGGUCGACGACGGGGAAAACGAACGCUCGAGAAAACGAAGAAACGCUUGCUUCGAAGAAAUGUGGACGUUCGAACGUUUCGAUGCCGAGUUCGGGACGCGUCGCACGUAGUCUCGAACGUCCCAUUCGACGGUCUCGAUGAGAAAACGAUUGCAUGUUUACAGUGCACUCCGGAUUCCCUCGUUUUUACUGUCACGAGACGCCGAGACGGAGGAGGUGGAGCAGGUGGAGCAGGUGGAGGAAGGACUCCGGACGACAGGAAGGAACAUUAGAGGGUGAUGACAUGACCACUCCGUUUCGCGUCGGAUUAACUCGGUGCAGCGAUACCGUCGUUUUCCCUGGAACUCCACCGCACUCGGCAUGAGCUUUCUUCAUCGCCCUCGUGCAUCUGGCGAUUCGGCCCUCCUCGGUCUUUGGUAAAGGUACUCGAAUCCUACUCGUCGUAACGAAAUGCUCUCGGGACGGAAGAGAUUCCUCAGGCACGUGCCGUCUUGGGACUCGGAUUUCGUCGCGCUUCUCCCCCCUCUUUCGAAUGGAACCUUCGACGAACGGAAUGUGUGGCAGGGCUGGCGGUUCGCGGAAGGACCAACCGCGUGACGGACGAGAUGCGAGUGACGAAACGAGGCGGAGGUGAGGAACAGGGAGAAUCCACUCUUCUCCACCC
Darwinula stevensoni is the source of this 1763-nucleotide messenger RNA. The record is from the annotation of a GenBank genome assembly. Lineage: Eukaryota; Metazoa; Arthropoda; Ostracoda; Podocopida; Darwinulidae.